UCUCUCUUCUCUCUCUCUCUCUCACUUACUUAGCAUAGCAAAGAGGAGCCAACAUGACAAGCACUCCACUCUCUUUGCUUUUCAUGCUCUUCUCCCUUCUCACUCCAACCCUCAUUUCCUCUUCACAUGUUCUAAACCCUGAAUCUGUCGUACAAGAGGUAAACAGGAAAAUAAAUGGGUCCAUAAGUAGGUCUAGGAGGAAGUUGGGGUACCUAUCGUGUGGGAGUGGCAACCCCAUUGAUGAUUGUUGGAGGUGUGACCCUAACUGGGAGAAAAACAGGCAAAGGCUAGCAGACUGUGCAAUCGGGUUCGGCAAGAACGCCGUGGGAGGGCGCGACGGGAAGAUUUACGUGGUGGACGACGACGGCGACGACGACGCGGUGAACCCUAAGCCGGGGACACUGCGGCAUGCGGUGAUCCAAGACGAGCCACUGUGGAUCAUCUUCGCGAGAGACAUGGUGAUCAAGCUGAAGGAGGAGCUGAUCAUGAACUCCUUCAAGACCAUCGAUGGCAGAGGGUCUAGCGUCCACAUUGCGGGUGGUCCAUGCAUCACCAUACAGUUCGUGACCAACGUCAUCAUUCAUGGCAUUCACAUACACGAUUGCAAGCAGGGCGGGAACGCUAUGGUGCGGGACUCCCCACGCCACUACGGCUGGAGAACCGUCUCGGACGGUGAUGGGGUGUCCAUCUUUGGAGGGAGUCACAUUUGGGUCGACCAUUGCUCCUUGUCCAACUGCAACGACGGCUUGAUCGAUGCCAUCCAUGGCUCCACUGCCAUCACCAUCUCCAAUAAUUAUAUGACGCAUCAUGAUAAGGUCAUGUUGUUGGGUCACAGUGACUCUUACACCCAAGACAAGAACAUGCAAGUCACUAUUGCUUUCAACCACUUUGGUGAAGGCCUUGUUCAAAGGAUGCCGAGGUGUAGGCAUGGGUAUUUCCAUGUGGUGAACAAUGAUUAUACUCACUGGGAAAUGUAUGCCAUUGGGGGAAGUGCUAAUCCAACCAUCAACUGCCAAGGCAACAGAUUUGUUGCACCCGAUGACAGAUUCAGCAAAGAGGUGACAAAACGUGAGGAUGCACCAGAGAGUGAAUGGCAGGGUUGGAAUUGGAGGUCAGAAGGGGAUUUGUUGGUAAACGGUGCGUUUUUUACUCCAUCGGGUGCUGGAGCCUCUUCUAGCUAUUCAAGGGCUUCUAGCUUAAGUGCAAGACCAUCUUCACUUGUUGGUUCUAUAACAACAGCUGCUGGUGCACUCACAUGUAAGAAAGGUUCUCCUUGCUGACAUAAUCAAGCAACUUCUGGUUAAUUCAUCCAUUCAUUCCGAAAAGGAAAUUAACCAAAAAAUAUAUAUACAUAGCUUCCAAAAGAAAAGGGAGGGAAAAAACAAAAAAGAGAAAGAAAAGGCCUAUUGGUCGAUCUCUAGAUUUGUAUUUACUUUUCCUUGGAUUUCCAUAUAUCUCCACUCUUUUUCCCCUUUUCUGCUGCUUGUCUUUUCUUUUUUUCAGUUUUGAGUUGCUCAUGAUUACAACCUCCACCUGUUACUCUUAGAACCAAGUCACUCCACGUUCUAAGAGAAAAAACAAGUGCAGAAGAGUUGAUAUUACUAUUAUAUUACAAUACAAAGUUUCUAGCUACUAUACAUAUGUUAUUAAAUUCUCCUUUCUA
This is a messenger RNA of Cajanus cajan (pigeon pea), 1663 nucleotides long. Its product is annotated as putative pectate lyase 5. The record is from RefSeq and is a predicted model, not a curated record. Lineage: Eukaryota; Viridiplantae; Streptophyta; Magnoliopsida; Fabales; Fabaceae. Gene Ontology annotation, molecular function: pectate lyase activity.